UAUCAUUGGUCUACACAGUUUUCACACAUAGAGCGUGUGUCGGAAAAUUUCCAAAACAUGUUGUCUUAUCGAGUGUAAAAUACAUUUCGAUGGCGGAUGGUAAAGACUAAAAGUCCAUGGCUGCGAAUAAUAAUUAUGGAAUACAUUUGGUUGCAGGAGGAAUUGGUGGAACUGUUGGUGCCAUUUUGACAUGCCCUUUGGAAGUAGUUAAGACUAGAUUACAAUCAUCUGUAGCGACAUUUGAGCCUGUGUGUAUUAAAAGUGUUAGUUCAAAUAUCAAUGUCAUCUCAAAGAGCAAUAUAAACUUCAGUGCAAUUUCAAACAGUACCCACACAGCUAGUUGUACAGCACAACAUGGAACUAUCGCCGCUGAGCGGGCAUUGCAAAUUGCACAUAGUCGAUCAGUUGGACUUUACUAUUGUCUCAGGUAUAUUGUACAGAAUGAAGGGCCAGGCGCAUUGUUCAAGGGUCUUGGACCAAAUCUUGUUGGUGUAGCUCCAUCAAGAGCCAUCUAUUUCUUCUGUUAUGCCAACAGUAAGAAAUACCUUAACACAGUUUUAAACCCUGACACCCCUCUGGUACACAUUGGAGCGGCUGUCACUGCAGGUGUAACUGCAUGCACAGCAACAAAUCCUAUCUGGUUAAUAAAGACCCGUCUUCAAUUGGAUCAGAAGAAAAACAACAGCUUAACAGCAAGACAGUGUAUCCAGCGGAUUUAUGCUAAAGAUGGUUUAGGAGGGUUUUAUCGAGGUAUUACAGCCUCGUAUGUGGGAGUCACAGAAACUGUCAUACAUUUUGUGAUAUACGAGUCAGUGAAGGCUCAACUUCUAUCUAUGAGUAACCAUUCCGACGAUGAAAGAUCGUAUUUAGAUUUCUUUAAAUUCAUGUUGGCUGGAGCGUGCUCAAAAACAUUUGCUACAUGCAUAGCAUAUCCACAUGAGGUAGUUCGUACUCGUCUACGUGAAGAAGGGAACAAAUACCGAUCAUUCUUCCAGACGUUACUGCUGGUUGGUAAAGAGGAAGGGUACCGGGGACUUUAUCGUGGCCUCGCCACUCAAUUAGUUAGACAAAUCCCAAAUACCGCCACAAUGAUGGCAACAUACGAGCUAGUUGUCUAUCUAUACGAGUGUUGGAAACGGGACAGAAGUACCUGAAUUUCGUUUCGUUAAAGAUAUUUGCAAUUACAUUUAGAAGAGGCAUGAUCUCGGGUUCACUUGAAAAGUGCUUUAACCACAGUGAAUAGUUGACAAUAGUUUGUGGAAAAUAAAAUGGUGCUUACGUCCCCUUGUCUUCUCAUAUUUUGCCAUGUCAAGUCAGUGAAAAACAGGGCAUUAUGAGAGAACCAAAACGGGUGCAACUUAGAAAUACAUAUUAUUGUGUGACUGACUCUGUGUUAUGGAUUUUCAAACAUGAUAAAAUUGUAGAACAUAAAAGGAUGAUGAAAGAGUUACAACAUAAAUAGUAUACAUUGUAAUAUAGAUAAAAUCUGAUUAUACUGAUGUAAAUAAUGAAGAUAAAAGAUUGCCAUAUAUAGAUCCAUGGUUUAUGAUAUCAUAUUGUAUGAUUUAAUGAUAACAUCUUGAGUUUUAUUGAUAAGCGUUUAAUACAUUAGAGAAACAUCCAUUGCCAUUCGGAUUUUAUAAAAUAAUAGUUGCUGAUUUAUAUUAAACAAUUUGAAAUACUUGCUAAGAAGAAUCUUUUUCUCUAAUAUACUGUAAAUCUCUGCAGAUAACCACCCAUGACUGUUGUUUUAAACAACCAUGUUUAGACAGAGUAAUAUCAAUACAGAAAAUUGGAGUAUCAUAAGUAAUAUUUUCAGACCGACGACCAAACUUUUCGGCACAGUUAGAAAUAUAGCAGCUGAUAACCAUUAAAAUCUCGAGGGCUGGUAAAGAAUAAAACCCUCAAUUUUCUAUUUUAGAAAAAAGUGAUAAUAAUUUAUAAACAACCCUAUCUAUAUUUGUUAAGAAAACAAGGCUUAUUUUAAGUGUGCGUGUUUUUUUUUCAAUAAUGAUUUUCUGUGAUAUAUAGAAAUUUUCUAAUUUACUUGAUGUAUAUAUUUCAUGUUUUUGUUAUAUUAAUAAUGUGAGAUAAUGUAGGUAGCUAUGUUGGACAUAUAAUGUGCAUUUAUUUCUCGAGUAGAUGAAUGUUUUCUACUGUCAUUUUAAUGUUUAUACAUUGUGUAGAUAAUAAGGACAUUGUCACAUUUAAUUAAAAGGUGAUUACCACAGAUUUGACUGGUCUUGGACUUGUCAUGCUUUCUAAUAUUGAAAUAGUUAAAUGAAAAACUUACGUGCUUAAACAUUCUGUCUGCUGGCGGCACCUGAUAAAAACAAUACCAGAAAAGCAUACAUUUGGGUCAGUCAGCGCUUUUGUACUGUUUCUCUGGGGUCUACGCUGUUUGCUAUUCAGGAAGAACAGAUUUUGAAAUUUUCCCCUUGAAAAUGAUGAAUGGUUUUGUCUAGAUUGAAAGACAGACAAGUUCAUUUCAGAUAUUUAGCAUUUACUAAAAUAUUUAUCACCUCAGAGUUUAGACUGACUGUAUACAGAUGGCAACAGCAAACUUUUAGCAUUAUAAUUGUAGUCAUAGUAACUGUUAAUGUCAUAUAUGAAUGGAAAUUAUUUCUUUUGAUCAGCAUUUUAGUGUAUAAAAGUUUUUUGUUAUUUUGGAAAUUUCAUGAAAACUUAAUAUUUUGUUUAAAAAAAUGUUCAAUAUUUUUUGUACAAAAAUAUUGUAAGACAAUUUCAACAACUAAAAAUGACCCCUUAACAAAACUAGCAGUCAUUUAGAAAUUAGAUGAUAAAUUUUUAUUGAAAUAUAUAGUUGUAAAUGAUUAUAUCUCUUUUCAUAUAAAAAUUUAUACAGAGUUAUAGAUCUUGAAAAGUAAUACAUUAUGCCUUGUCAUAGAAAACUGCAAAUAAUUAACAUCGGGCCUUUUCUUACCGUUUCUGGUUGUUUCAUGUAAAAACAAAUGAUUCUUUAAUUAGUUGCUAGAAAUAAAACAAAAUUAUAAUACAUUACUAGAGGUGAUAUUAUGUGUACAGUUUUCAUAUCAUUCAAAUUUUUCAUAUUUUUUCAUUACAAUUUUGUAACAAAAUCAAUGUUUGCAUAAUACAAUCCAAGUAGUUAUUAUUUGUUUAGCUAGUAAACACACUUUAUUGUUGUAUAUUUUCAUUGGAUUGAAAUAUCACUGAACAUUUUUUCCACCAUUAUUGUUUUUAAUUUGAUUAUUCUUGGUUUUCUGAAAUCUGUAUUCUCAAGGAUUUUUUUCAUCUUCUUCAGUUAUUGUUCUUUUGUUUUGUUGUGAUUCUGUGAAAUUUUAAGCACUGCUUAUUAUUAAAUACUGAAUUAUACAUCUAGAUUUGUGUUAAAUUUUUAUAGGAAAAAAAAACGUGUAAAUUGUUUAAUUGGAAAAACUGUUUUCAGGUGUACAAACCAAGUUAUUCAAUUUUGUCUUUAGGCAUAUAUUAUUGCAAAGAAAUUACCUAUUAAUUUGUUAAAAUAUGUAGCAAUUUUUGCUUACACCUUAAGUAACUGGGUAGAAUUUUGAUGAUAAAUACCAUAAAUUAAGUGAUAUAAGCUAGCCUAAGGCAUUAACUAUUCAUGGAGGUCAAAUACCUAUACUGUAACUUGUCAAAAUAUGUAGAAAUUUCUCUUGAAGAGCACGGUAGAUUUUUUAUGAUAAAUACUAUAAAAUCUGUUAUAUUUGAACAAUACAAACAAAAUUUCAAUUUGAGUUUGAAAAUUUAUACACUCCUGAAAAUAUAAAGAAGAUUUAUUUAAGUAAUUCAGAGGCGUGCGAUGUAACAAUGUUGAAAAAAAAAUCAAAAGUUAACUAAAUUAAAUUUUGAACCAUUUUAACUUAAAGGAGAACAUCAUUUAUGUUUGUGUAACAUGAUAAAUUGUAAAAUAAUGUCCUGUUAGUAACAUGAUAUCAUCUUGUAACAUGAUCUACUUUUCAGUAUUCAAAAAGUAUUGUUAAUAAAUUGCAUUGUGUUUUAUAGGUGAUACAUAUUAUUUAUCUAAUAUUUAAUAUCGAAGUAUAUAUGUUCAUGUGGAAAAAUUAUGACUCCAAGUUGAGAUGGUAGAUUUAAUAUUAUUAAGAGAUUUAAUAUCAUGGUUAUUUUGAAAAUAACAUAUUUUACAGUGACAUUUGUCACAUUAGUGCAGUAACAGGUUAUGUCCUAAAUUUAAGUUAUUGCACUAAGGUGAGGCAGUAUGCCCAUCUAAGGGUAUUUAGUGAGAGAUCAGCUGAAAAUCAAAAUAAGAUCAUUUUGACGUAAUUCCUGGCAAUUUUUGUAUUUUACUUGAAAGAUUAAUAACUAAUGUGGCCCCAGGGUAUUUCUGUAAAUUACCAAUCGGAAUUUACCAUCCAUUGUUCACUUUAUAAAAAGAGUAUUGCAGUCUGAUUUACAUUUUAGGCAGAUUUAUAUUUUCUCAAGAAUCUCAAGUAUCAACUGUUGGUCAAUCACCAUUAUAACAGUCAAUCUUUUGAAAUUUAUAGUGAAUUCAGCUCAACACAGAAAAAAGGAGCAUAAUGUCACUUUAAGCUAAUUGGGUCAGCAUUAUUUUUUCUAUGUUAAUACAUGUAACUAAAAAAUCUAAAUUUUAUUCAUAAAACAUUUACUGUGUGUACAUACUUCAGAUUUUUGUGACAACAUACUGUAUGUCCAAGUGUUAUUAUAUCAAUUGGGCAUGAUUCAGGUAUUGUUAAAUGUGUAAUAAGUAAUCUCACAGGUUGUAUGGUUUCUGAUAAUUGAACUCGCAUUUUGCUCAAUGUCUUUGGAGGUGAUAAUUUUAUUGCAAAUGAUGAUAACUGAAGGUAUUUGAUAAAGUGAUUGGUAAAUAUUGAUAACUGAUAAAGUGAAAUUAAUUUAAUUGAUGAAUACAAUGAAGAGUGGAUGAAUCGAAUAAAUUGUUUUGUGAAGAAUGAAGUUAAAAUAGAAAGUUUUUGUACAUAGAAAUCUAGUCUCCACACCAGCCAAAUUUUAUUAAUCUACCUGCGUUAAUGAUCUGAGAAUAAAUUUUUCACUUUUGUAAAUUCAAGUCAUUUCUACAGUGUUACAAGGGAGGUAAUUUGGUUAUGUGUACACUUGUUACUUCCCUUUAGGUCAUGUGACCUUUAUCAGAUAAAUUCACAGUAGUACAGUUGCAGUUACUUCCCUUUUAGUCAUGUAACCAAGUUGCAGUGCAUUGAAUGUAAAGUAAAAAUGUAUAUAGUGUAGAUAGCUAUUGGUCACAAAAUGACCAGCCAUGUUUGUUUCAAUAUAACUUGUCACCAUCAGAUUUAUGGUAAAGUAUUAUUUUUGCUAAGUUUGUAUGCUUGGAUUUUAUUUGUUACUAAUGCAAACAUAUCUGUAUUUAUAAACCUAGUUGGAGGAAAUGUGCACUCUACCUUCUUCAUUUCUUUGUGGAUAUCUAGUGAACAAACAGUUUUAAACAGUUAUUUAUAAAUAUUUUACAUUUCUUUGCUUAUAUACAUGUCACGAUGUGAACAAAUGACCACCUUAAUUGAAUUUUGUCGUAGAUUUGUGACCACCCUGUAAAUAAGACCACUUCGGUAAACACCUGUCGAUGAUCUUAAGAGGGUUUUUAUCAUACAUGUAGUUGAAAUACCACCAGGUAUUUAUUUACAAAUGAUGUUAAUGCAGCUGAAAUAAAAAAAAUGACAUUUAAUUGUUUUGCAGUACAUUGAUAUUGAAGAAUAUAUAUAUUUACGGUAAAUUUUCUUUAAAAAAAUAAUUUCAUGUUAUAUUUGCAAUUUAAAAAAGGGCUUUCUUCUUUGUAUCUAAAUGUAACAUUUAUUUUUGAAUCUAUUAAAUACAAGAAAACAUAGGAACUGUUUUGAUAUGUGUUUGUGUAACAGAUAAAUUGUGUCCAAAGGCAUGCAUUCUUGGUGUAAGAAAAAAGGGCUUUGUUCCCUAUGAAAAAUCUAUGUUAAAAAAAAAUCAAUAAAAUUAUGAAAAUAUUA
Messenger RNA from Ruditapes philippinarum (Manila clam), 5972 nucleotides. Its product is annotated as solute carrier family 25 member 36-A-like. Gene Ontology annotation, biological process: pyrimidine nucleotide import into mitochondrion. NCBI's taxonomy places the organism in Eukaryota, Metazoa, Mollusca, Bivalvia, Venerida, Veneridae. The transcript has 7 exons. Bases 117 to 1154 code for a protein of 345 amino acids. Gene Ontology annotation, molecular function: pyrimidine nucleotide transmembrane transporter activity. The record is from RefSeq and is a predicted model, not a curated record. Gene Ontology annotation, cellular component: mitochondrion.